This is a messenger RNA of Portunus trituberculatus (swimming crab), 4675 nucleotides long. It is a transcript of the gene Usp7, whose product is annotated as ubiquitin carboxyl-terminal hydrolase 7-like. Gene Ontology annotation, cellular component: cytosol; nucleus. NCBI's taxonomy places the organism in Eukaryota, Metazoa, Arthropoda, Malacostraca, Decapoda, Portunidae. The transcript is spliced from 23 exons. Bases 630 to 4031 code for a protein of 1133 amino acids. Gene Ontology annotation, biological process: protein deubiquitination; regulation of protein stability. Gene Ontology annotation, molecular function: protein binding; cysteine-type deubiquitinase activity; cysteine-type endopeptidase activity. The record is from RefSeq and is a predicted model, not a curated record.
UCGAGCGCCAUUUUGCUGAGCCGUUGUUCCAGUAAUACGGAGGCUUCGCAAAACACGCCUGCCAUCCACCACCGGAGAGAUAACCCAGCGUGCCCUUGGCGGGGGAAUAAAAACAGACAUUUACCCCGUGGUUCUGAAGGGCCAAGAAGACUGUAAAGCCCGGGAAGUGGACAAAAUCGGCAAAGUUUGGGGUGUUUUUGAAGAAGUCGAGCGGGAGUUGGUGAUGGCUUAGUGGUGGGUUACCUGAGUGACUGGCUUGUUUACACCUGGUCUGAGCUGACCCCCGGCUUACCUAUGCCUCCCCUGUACGGCACGUGACUCCCCCAGGGUGCUGCCAGGCCCGGUGGUUCUUCAUUAAGGUGGAAAGUCCUUUGUUCAGCGUCUGUAUGGUGGUCUUGUUGCCCCUGGUGACGGGGGUGGAGGUAACCAGCAGAGAUUGGGCGGAUAGCAAGCAAACACGCACUCAAGAUCCCUGUGUCUGGUAAGAACGGCUGCCCCGGGAGUCGUGACCGCAGCGGCAAACGGUCGAAUAAGACUACUGGAGGAGGGGCAGGAGGAGGAGCCCUCCCCGGCCCCCACACAGCCCCCCUCAACCACAGCCUCGCCCCCCUCCCGCCCUCACCACCGCCAUGAACCACAUCACACAGGAGGAGCCACCGCCGCCUUCCUCCGACAAGGACCUCCUCGAACUGAUGGACACGCAGGAGGAGGAAGUGUGUGAGGAUGCAGGCGGCGGCGAUGGAGGUGGUGGUGAGGAUAGAGGUGGAGGUGGAGACGGAAGAGGAGGAGGAGGAGGUGGAGGAGGAGGAGUACCAUUAGCAGAGGGAGGAGAGGAGGAGCAGAUGAAUGGAGACACACAGGAGGUUUCGUCCACCACCGCGAUUGAUAGUGAUGUAGAAGAGGAUGAUGCGCGCUCUGAGGCAACCUUCCAGUUCCACGUUAAGGACUUCAGCAAGCUCAAGGACACUCUCCUCUCGCCGCCCUGCUCAGUCCGCAGUCUGCCCUGGAAGAUCAUGGUGAUGCCGCGAACCAGCUCUGCACAGGACCGUUCUCAGAAGUGCCUUGGCUUCUUCCUGCAGUGCAACGGCCAGUCACAGUCAACCUCUUGGUCCUGUAAUGCCGUGGCCGACCUCAGGCUGCUGUCUGUCAAGGAGGGACAGGAGCCCUUCACCAGGAAAAUCCAGCAUUUGUUCUUCAGCAAAGAGAACGACUGGGGAUUUUCAAACUUCAUGGCCUGGAAUGAUGUCCUGGACCCUGAGAAAGGCUACAUAAAGGACGACAGCAUCACUCUGGAGGUGUGGGUCGCAGCUGAUGCUCCUCACGGUGUGUCUUGGGACAGCAAGCGUCACACAGGGUACGUGGGACUCAAAAACCAGGGUGCCACUUGCUACAUGAACUCACUCCUUCAAGUGCUGUACUUCACCAAUCAGCUCAGAAUGGCUGUGUACAAGAUGCCAACUGAGAGCGACGACACCACCAAGAGUGUGGCAUUGGCUCUGCAGCGAGUGUUCCAUGAGCUGCAGACCAGUGACCGGCCUGUUGGCACCAAGAAGCUCACCAAGUCCUUCGGCUGGGAGACACUGGACUCCUUCAUGCAGCACGAUGCCCAGGAGUUCCUUAGAGUGCUCCUGGACAAACUAGAAACCAAGAUGAAAGGGACGUGUGUGGAGGGCGUCAUUCCCAGGCUGUUUGAGGGCAAGACAGUGUCUUACUUCAAGUGUAAACAUGUUGACUACACUUCGUCCAGGACUGAGACCUUCUAUGACAUUCAGCUCAACAUCAAGGGCAAGAAAGACAUUUACGAGUCAUUCAAGGACUACAUCAGCGUGGAGACCCUGGAGGGGGACAACAAGUAUGAUGCCGGGGAACAUGGGCUGCAGGAGGCUGAGAAGGGCGUCAUCUUUCAGAGCUUUCCACCUGUGCUGCACCUCCACCUGAUGCGCUUUCAGUACGACCCUAUCACGGACUCCAAUGUCAAGAUUAACGACAGAUAUGAAUUUCCUGAGAAGCUAAACAUGGACCAGUUCUUACAGAAGCCAGACACCACCCCGGCCACCUACAUCCUCCAUGCAGUACUAGUGCACUCCGGCGACAACCACGGUGGCCACUAUGUUGUCUUCAUCAACCCUAAAGGAGAUGGACGGUGGUGUAAGUUUGACGACGAUGUGGUAUCGCGGUGUUCGAAGAUGGAGGCUAUUCACUACAAUUUCGGUGGGCAUGAGGACGACCUUAGCUUGACGGUGAAGCACUGCACCAACGCCUACAUGCUGGUGUACAUCCGGGAGUCCUGCCUGCGCACCAUCCUGCAGCCGGUGACAGAGAAGGACAUCCCACAGGAGCUCAUCGACCGCUUGUACGAGGAGAAGAGAGUCGAGUUGAUCAGGAGGAAGGAGAGAACAGAGGCACAUCUUUACAUGAGUGUCCAGGUCAUUUUGGAGGAUGCCUUCUUGGGUCACCAGGGGAAUGAUCUCUAUGACCCCGACAAGGCCAGAUAUCACAUGUUCCGGGUCAAGAAGAACGCCACACUGCAAGACUUCAUGGAGCAGGUUGCCGAGAGCCUUAAAUAUCCCAUUGAGCAGAUCAGACCGUGGCCGUUCAACCUGCGCACCAACAAGACCAACAGACCCACACUGCUGGACCUCAACACUGACAUACACAAGCCCAUUGUUGAUAUCAGCGAGAACAUCAACCCAUGGACAGUGUUCUUUGAGACGGUGGCUCCAGACUCUGGGCUCAAGAUGCUCACCUCCUUCGACAAGGAUUCCGAUGUGCUGCUCUUCUUUAAGUACUAUGACCCCAGACACAAGCGCCUUCACUAUUGUGGCCAUCACUACAUGAAUAUCUGCUUCAAUGUCCAGGAGGAGCUGGUGCCUCUCUUGAAUGAGCGGGCAGGACUCCCCCAAGGCACUGAGCUCGUGUUGUAUGAAGAAAUCAUGCCCAACCAAGCAGAGCGUCUGGCUGACCUUGACAGGCCUCUUGAAAAGGUGCUAGACGAACUGAUGGAUGGCGACAUCAUAGUGUUCCAGAGGGAGGACCUUCAUGAUGACCCCAGCCUUGAACUUCCGUCCUGUCGUGAUUACUUUAGGGAUCUCUUCUACAGGGUGGAGGUGACGUUCUGUGAUAAGAUGGUCCCCAAUGAUCCAGGGUUCACCAUGGAACUGUCCCAGCAAAUGAACUACGACCAGGUGUCUCGUGCUGUGGCCCACCACCUUGACACUGACCCUUACCUCCUCCAGUUUUUUAAGGCUCUCUGUCACCGCGAUGGAGUGGGUAAUGCUGUGAGGUGCACAUUUGAUGGCAGCCUUAAAGACAUGCUAGUGAUCACCAAGCCUCGUCACCCAAAGAAAAUCUACUACCAGCAGCUCAGCAUCAGAAUUAAUGAGCUGGAGAACAAGAGGCAGUUUAAGUGCAUGUGGUUGGGUGAGCGGAUGAAGGAGGAGGUGGAGCUGGUGCUGUACCCCAACAAGAAUGGCACAGUGGCUGACCUGCUGCAGGAGGUACAGAAGCAAGUAACCCUCUCUGAAAAUGGCGCCAGCAAGCUCAGGCUAGAGGAGAUCUCGUCGUACAGAAUACUGGGGACACUGCCAGAGUCGACCAGCCUGGAGAGGAUCACCAUGGGUGCCACCAAGACCUUCAGAGUGGAGGAGAUCCCAAGCGAUGAAAUUCCUGAAGGGGAUGAUGAGAUGCUGAUCCCGGUGGCGCAUUUCUACAAGGAGACAUACUCGACUUUUGGCAUGCCAUUCCUGUUCAAGGUGAAGCAAGGCGAGCCAUUCUCCCACGUCAAGGAAAGGCUGCAGAAGAGACUGGAGGUGCCUGAUAAGGAGUUUGAAAAGUACCGGUUUGCCAUUGUCUCCAUGUCCCGGCAAACCUUCCUCACCGACAGUGACGUUAUUAACCUACAAGACUUCAAGCCUCACUCCAACCAAGUGGCGUCCCUUGUCAAGCCCUGGCUGGGUCUGGAGCACCUUAACAAGGGUCCAAAACGUUCCCGGUACACUUACCUAGAAAAAGCCAUUAAAAUAUACAACUAGAAGAUCACCACCACUACCACCGCCGCCGCCGCCACCACCACGACCACCACCACCACCACCAUCACCACCACCGCCACCGCCACCACUUACUAUUACUACUACUGUAGCUAUGACCACCACGCUGCCAUUGCUGAGAGGCUAAGUGUGGGUGGUGACUCCUGGCCCUCCCCUCCUCCCUGUCCACUGCACCACACUCCCUCCCUGCCCCUGCCCCUUCCCCUGUCACUGAUCACCAGGGUUGUUGUCGGAGAGUGUGUGUCAUUUAGUUUAUUUAUUUUAUAGAGGAAACACUUUGUAGAUAUUUGUAACCUCUCUCUGCUCUUGCUCUUUUGUAUGCCUCUUUUGACCCUCUUGCCUCCCUUAAGAACUGUUAACAUUGGAUGCUAAUAAUGGGAUGGAUCUAUUCUGGUAUUUAUGUUUUUUUUCCAGACGAGAAGUAGAAAGAGCGAUGUGGAAGAACACCAGUAGCGAUAAACUGUUCUAGUGUAAUGUGUUGUUCCGUAAUGUUAAAAUGAUAAUGAUGAUAGUAACAAUAAUAAUAAUAAUAGUAAUGCAAUGAGGAGGAAUGACAUUAAUGAUGACAAGGAAUGCUUAUUAUGAUAAUUGUGAUGAAGAUGACAUCAGUAACUUAGUUUUAAUAUUUA